AUGGACCAAAAUAUUAUCAUUCUUCCCGCGGACAAAGGAGGCUCCACUGCCAUUUUGAACAAGACGGACUACAAACAGAAAAUGCUGUCAUUAUUAGACGACAGAUCUACUUACCAACCACUCCCUACAGACCCCACCAAAGCGCAAGCUUCAUCCAUCGACAAAGUGUUGAAGCGUCUCACAGGGAAGAAACAACUGUCAGAAGACAUCGCUAAAUCGCUCAAACAAUCUAAGCCGACCAUCGCGAAGAUCUAUGGAUUGCCUAAAGUUCACAAAACCGAAGUUCCACUUAGACCGAUCGUAUCACUAAUCGGUGCACCUAACUACAAAAUUUCCAAGUGGUUGUUCCAGAAACUUCAUCCGCUCACGAAAAAUUGUGAAACCUCAAUAGAGAACUCGACAGAAUUCCUGAAGAAAUUGCAAGGGAUCACAGUUUCCGCCGAUGAGAUAAUGGUCUCUUUUGAUGUCGUUUCCCUGUUUACGUCAAUACCGUUGGAUUUCGCAAAACAGUGCACCGAGGACCUCCUGCUGUGCUACGACACAGAUGUGCCCGCCGCCGCUAUGCUCGAACUGAUUGGUUUAUGUUUGGAAACUAACUUUUCAUUCGACCAGCAAUGCUACAAGCAACUGAAAGGAGCCCCUAUGGGGUCACCCAUUUCUGGUUUUCUCGCUGAAAUAACAAUGCAGAAACUAGAGGCAACGGCGCUCCCGUUGUGUACUCCUAAAUUGUGGCUGCGAUAUGUGGAUGACACAGUUGUUAUCGUGAAAAAGAACCAACUAGAAGUGCUCCACAAUACUAUCAACUCAACAAUUGCUGGGAUUCAAUUCACACUUGAAACGGAAGUGGACUGCAAACUCCCAUUUCUGGAUGUUCUCGUGCAGCGUAAGGUCGACGGAACGUUACGCACAUCCGUUUACCGGAAAGAAACUUACGCUGAAGUCAUUCUACCUUAUAAGAGCAACCAGCCCAUUUCUCACAAACGGAGUACCGUAAACAGUCUGCUUGGUCGAGCAAAAACACAUUGUUCGGAUGAAGAAGACUAUCGAGCCGAAGUGAAUUACUUGUACGAAUUAUUUUCGCAGAAUGGAUACCCUAAGGACUUUGUACGCAGAUGUAUGAGGCAGCGAGAAUCAAGGGAGAAGGAGCCGGGUAGUUCCAAUCAGACGCCUGAAUUAAGCACUUGGCGAACCCUUCCUUACAUUAAGAAUGUGUCUGAACUCGUCGAAAGGCACUUAAGGAAGCACCAAAUUCGAGUGGCGCACAAACCUACGACUACUUUGCGCUCUCAGCUGGUACAUCCUAAGGAUAGGGUUAAUCAGCUGGACAAGAAAGAGGUCGUCUACAAGAUACCGUGUAAUGCAUGUACUGCCGUCUAUUGUGGCCAGACUGGAAAAUCCGCCUCAACACGCAUCCAUGAGCACCAGUUGGCAGUAAAGAGGCGAGACCAUCUGUCUCAGGUAGCCAUGCAUACGCUGGACACCGGGCACACUUUCGCUUGGGACAAAGCUCGCGUUGUCGCGGUCUGCCCUUUCAAGAAAGGCCGAGAAUUCCUCGAGGCGAUGCACUCUGAUGACUCAUGCAUCAACCGGCAUAUCGAGUUGGAUGCCGUGUACAGAAACCUGAAGGAGAAAUGGAAGAGAAGGGAACCAACCAGCUCAGACUGA
Molecule: messenger RNA, 1665 nt
Organism: Spirometra erinaceieuropaei
Lineage: Eukaryota; Metazoa; Platyhelminthes; Cestoda; Diphyllobothriidea; Diphyllobothriidae
Source: the annotation of a GenBank genome assembly